CCGCCACAGUUCGAAAUAUAUUGGUUCCCAUGAGCCGAACAACAUGAGCUCACAUCUCAACAUGUCAUGAUAAUAUUCGUAUUUGUGUCUAGCUGGAUACAUUUGAAAAAUAUGACGGGGACUGUGAACAAGCUUUAUAUCUCCUAUGUUUUAUUAUUUGUGCUGCAUCAUUCUGGUGUUUUCAGGUUUUCGUCAGUGACAGCACAAGAAAAUGACAAGUCACUGGAGCUCGUGCUGUCAGAAGAUGCAGUUUCCGACUUAGAGAACAGCCCCAAGUUUGUGGAAUCAGAAGACCUGGAAUCUCUGCCGAAGAGGCAGUUCAAGACAGCUGAGAUUGCAGAUGCUGUGAUGGGCACCGAAGCCCCCAUCGAUCCGUCUGACAUCGAGUCCCUCUUCCCCAAAAAUGUGAAAGACUUCCAGUCAGGCUUCUCCCCACCUUGUGACGAGAACAGUGCCCAGUGCGGUUCACCUGCUUUGGUUGCUAAAGGAGCAUCACCAGAGGAGAGAAACACAGAGCCGCCACAGCAGGUCACCCUUGACAUAGUGCGGGCGGACGUCACGGCAACUGAGGAGCAGAACACCACAGAAACUGCCAAGACGUACAAGGUGAACUGUGAUAAAAGAAACAUCACAGGAAUGGACAGUUUCACUGUGCACGUCCUCAACGCUUCUCAGGACCUGAUGGAGUUCCUGAAUGCCAACAGCACAGAGUGCUCUGUGGUGCUGUUCUUCACCGCCUGGUGCCAGUUCUCAGCCGGCCUGGCACCUCACUUCAACGCCCUCCCCCGAGUCUUUCCCAGCAUGCACUUCCUGGCACUUGAUGCCUCUCAACACAGCAGCCUCUCCACGAGGUUUGGGACCGUGGCAGUGCCCAACAUCCUUCUGUUCCAGGGGGCCAAACCCAUGGCUCGCUUCAACCACACGGACCGAACGCUGGAGACGCUAACUUCCUUCAUCGCUAACCAGACAGGGUUUGAAGCUGGCCCUGACAGAAAUGUGACAGACGCAGACCGCUUGGGCCCCCUCCCCAGCGUCCCAGUGAAGAGCAUCGACUGGCUGCUAGUCUUCUCCAUCCUCUUCAUCACAGGCUUCACUUUGUACGCUAUCCUGCGGACAGACAGCAUCCGCUGGCUCAUCCCGGGACAGGAGCACGAACAUCAGGACUGAAAACACGCCCACAAACACGCCGCAAAUCACUGGAUGUAAACAUUAUCUGAUAAACCAUUUAGUUUGUUAUUAAAGUUAACAGUUGCUAAUUUGCUUGAUGGACAAGAUUAAUGAUUUGAGCCAUUGUGAUUUAUAAUAAAGAAUGUAAUGAUUUUCUGGGGUCAACA
Molecule: messenger RNA, 1334 nt
Organism: Lates calcarifer (barramundi perch)
Lineage: Eukaryota; Metazoa; Chordata; Actinopteri; Centropomidae
Gene: txndc15
Product: thioredoxin domain containing 15
Exons: 6
Coding region: 67-1167 (366 amino acids)
Biological process (GO): cilium assembly
Cellular component (GO): cilium
Source: RefSeq, a predicted model, not a curated record